This is a messenger RNA of Prorocentrum cordatum, 425 nucleotides long. NCBI's taxonomy places the organism in Eukaryota, Dinophyceae, Prorocentrales, Prorocentraceae. The record is from the annotation of a GenBank genome assembly.
GUCGGUCAGGCGGCGGAGCAGUCCAAAGGUUACAAGUCCAUCGCCAAGUUGCCCCCCGAGGAGGCUGCAGUCGUCGAGCAGAGCAAGCCGAAGCGCCUUCCACCCUUUGUUUUGUCGUUCCCGCACGAGGCCAGUCCCGUGCUCCACAAGGACUGGACGCUGGUCGACGGUGCAGCGUGGGACCCCGACAAGUUUGUUCUGGAAUUAAGGCUGCGGGGAGAGAGGAACAAGCUGAUACAUGAGUACCUCGAAGGCGGCUUCCCCGUGUGGUACCCGAGCUCGGGAAACUCCAUGUGGCCUCUGGUGCAGUCGCCACAUAUCAACACGAAGUACAUGUAUUGUGUGUGGUAUUGUCCUCUCGUGCGUCUCAUCUUAGGAGCGUGCCACUCGUUCAGGGACCCUGGCAUCCAGCUCGCUGGCCUCAG